CCCUGUAACGUAUUCGUUUCCGGUCAUAUGUCGGAAGUUUCGCGCUGCACAUGAAGAUGUAAUGUGAUUUAUGUCAGGGCACAACAGUGCAACCUCUUGAAAUAUAUCCCCAUUGGAAGUCGAGGGUCCUUUCAGUCAGACGAUCUUCAACGUUGUGAGGCCACAUGAUAAUUAUUAUUGAUUUUAAGGCAUCAAAAUUAUCGGAAUUUCGUCUGCCUUGAAUCAAUAUCCAUACCAUUGCCAUGUGCUUCUUCGUACAUCGAAGAAAAUUCUUAAUAAAACAAGUGUCUGAGCUGUGACAACUUGUAUCUUGCACGUAUAGACGCCGAGGGUCUCUCUUGGAGUGACGUCGUAGACUCAAAUUCGGCCAUUGCAUGUGAGGAGCCCUGCAAAUGUCAGACAAUAGAGGUCGAGAAGUUGUAGUGGAAAGUGAAGCCAUUGCGAUUGCAGCUGGUGACUGGCGUGGUGUGGUAAAUACCAUGAGGGCUGAUAUCUAGUGGGGAGAAGCAGCUGGACGGUCAAAGCAGCUGUCACCUCUGCCUAGUACUUAAAAUGAUGCAGGAGACGUCGUGUUUAACGUGUUAAACCGGGUGAAAUUCACUUUGUGAACUACGCGGACAUUACUUUGCGUUUGAUGCGUUGUGACAGUGCCACAUGCGCAAUUGGAUGCGUCGUGGAGUAGCAUACAAACAUGGACGUCUGGUGGUUGGUGAAAAUUUUGUGUAUGGGACUUUUCCGGUGGUAAAGUCUUUGACCAGGGACUCGUGUUAAUGUAAUAAUUGUGUUUAGCGUGUGGAGUGAAGUUUAGAGAUUCUGUGAGUGGCGUUUGUGUGUGAAACUUUAUGCGGGAGGAUGGAAAACAUGGGGGAAAUGGCCGAACAGCAUUCGCUUAGCGAGCCAUUACCAGAGACGGUCGAUUCGCCAGUUACAUCUACGCAUGCCGGACUUAGCAUGUCGCCCACGGAGCUAAGCCCCACUAUUUCACGUUCCGCCUUGGCCGGGUCAGUGCCCACAUCGCACGAGUCACUCACUGAGUCGGGGUCUGGAGCUGAACACGGUCACAUCCAGAUCAAAGAGGAGCUGCCUACCAGUGCCGAGGACUUGUCUGCAGAGGGUGCCGUGAGCGUGGCAAGCGACACCACCAAACACGAGAGCCUCUCUGUCAUAGUUCAGGCACAAGACGACUCACAUGACUCGGAACUGUUGAGUCCAGGGAAACUGUCGCCCACUUCAGGUAUUUCUGUAAGUGUUGCUAGCAUGAUCGACGCUACGGAUUUUCGUUCUCUGCAACCUGAACCUACGUAUCAGACUCUGACCUCUGUGAACGGCAGGAUGUCACCCCCAGGCUUUAGUCCCAGCUCCUCGUACGCUACCCUCACACCAUUACAACCCCUUCCUCCUAUCUCUACCAUGUCGGACAAGUUUGCGUACGGCCAUGCCAGCAACGUGUCUGGUUCCUUCACGGUCAUGCAGAACAACGGAUUGGGUAACAUCGGUCUCGGGAUGGGAGUCAACUCUCCCUACAGUUACGAGAAGCUUCAGUCCAUGAGCAUGUCACCGCCUCACCAUUACUCGUCUCCUAACAACGGACUCAGUAGCAUCGGGAUUCCUCAACAACACUCGCCUCUGUCUCCUCAGAGCUCGUACAGCCAGAACGGGUUGCAUUCUCCUCAGAAAAGCAUGUCGCCCAACAGCUAUGACUCGCCGUACACUCAACGCGACCUAGUGGGUCGAGCAACUCUAGUCGCCCCGCAGAGUCCGACACUCAGUCCCCCGUCAGCUUCGCUCCACUCGCCCCCGAACACCAUCGUGACGAGUUUUGGGGGUACAGCCACCUCCCUUGCCGCCGCCAGCCUCCCUACCAUCAACGGGCUGACGACCAUCACCCCUCACGCCUCCGUCGUCUCGCCUCACCAUUCACCACCGUCGCUCGUGGCCCAACAGAUCCAGAGGGAGGCUGUGGUCGUCGCUUCACCGUCUCCUCCGAGCUAUGUGCCUCAACAACAACCACAGCCGCCUCCACAGACACCGGUAGCAGUGAAGACCGUGCCCGCCUCCAGCGGGGGCGGUGGAGGCGGUGUAGGAGUGGGGGCUGGCGCGCCGGCAGGGGCGGGCGAGGUAGAAGAGAUCAACACGAAAGAGUUGGCGCAGAGAAUCAGCGCGGAAUUAAAGAGGUACAGCAUUCCGCAAGCGAUCUUCGCCCAGAGAGUGCUGUGUCGCUCUCAGGGCACGCUAUCAGACUUACUGCGCAACCCCAAGCCCUGGUCAAAGCUGAAAUCCGGUCGAGAGACAUUUCGUCGCAUGUGGAAGUGGCUGCAGGAGCCGGAGUUCCAGAGGAUGUCCGCUCUCAGAUUAGCAGGUAAGUGCUGGAACUCACCUGCCUACAACUCCCCGUGGAAUAUGAACACAGUGGACUUCAUAUACAAUGAGGCUGCACAGAUUCCACAACGAGGCACUUGCAAGAGGAAAGAAGAUGUACAGAACCAAGCCGACCACACGCCCACGCCCAAGAAGCCCCGAUUGGUUUUCACCGACCUACAGCGCCGUACUCUACAGGCUAUUUUUAAGGAAACAAAAAGACCAUCCAAAGAAAUGCAAGUGACCAUCGCGAGACAGCUGGGUUUGGAACCCACGACGGUAGGGAAUUUCUUUAUGAACGCGCGUCGUCGUUCGAUGGACAAAUGGAAAGAUGAAGACCCGAAUAAAACUACGGUUGUAACACAUGAAACAGAAGAACACUCCCCUGGCGCUGCAAGCGUUGUGACUGGUCACGGACAAGCGCUCCCACAGCAACAGCAACAACAACAACAACAGCAACAACAACAGUCUGACGUAUUGUGACACCAUGCAAGCUACCCCAUGCGAGAACAGCAACACCAUCUGGUGUUUCUGUGAGAAAAACCUUGUCGACCGACGAUAGCGCGGUGCUGGAUUCCAAAUCUAAUUUUGGUAAUUCGCUUCACAUGGGGGAAGGAAAAUAACACGUGUGUUGUGUUGUGGGACAGAUAAUAUUAUCAAGAACCAAUGUUCAUAGAAAUUUUGAUAUUGAUCGUGCAGUAUGCAUGGAAUUAACUUAGGAGUUUCAUGACGAUUAGUGAGAGUCAUUCACAGGCAAUGUCGAGUAACUGUCAGACAAGUGGCGAAAAACCUAACCUAACUUUCUCGUACGUGAGGAACAUAGCUACAAUAAAACGAGUAUGAUAUCGGAUCAUCCUCGGGGACAUGAAGCCGGCACAAAAUUAUGUAAAAAAAAGUUUUAAUUUAUAUUCGUUGGAAAGAAAUCUGUGACCAGCUGUCGAUUUCCAUACGCUACUUUGCAUAGCAUACACUACUAUGAUGAUGGAAAAGUUUUGUUUCUUGGAGGUAAAAUAUAUAUAUAUAUAUAUAUAUAUAUAUAUAUAUACCAUAUAUAAAAAAACUUAGCGAUGUGAAGCACGGAUAAAAUCCAAGUUGUCUCUGGAGCAGAUGUUUGUUUUGACAAGUAAAUAAAAUAACUUUGAUCUCAGGGGUUUGAAUGCAAAUGUGUCAGCCGGUACAGAGAGGCAACCGUACAGUCUUUGCGAAGAGAAGAAUAAUUUUCUGUCCCUCCAGGAACCAACACUGAUAUUUCAUUAGGGAAAUUAAAACUUAGCUUGAGUGUAUGUUAAACAGUGGUGGUAGCACUGGAUUUAGGGAUAUUUUGUAAUACCGGUUUUCUUGACCAAUUGACCAUUCCACGAUCUCAGCUUGGAAUCAUGUUCAAAUAGUAGUCUAGUCAACACAAAGAGUCUUUAUUACUUAUAUUCUAGUCCUAAUUUCUUUUGCUGUGUUCAUGUUAACCAAAGUAAGUUCAUUUCUUUUGAGGUUAAGUUUGUUGUGAUAUGUUAUAUUAGAUCUAGUCUCAACACUGAAUUCUCCGAUGGAGAGUGAAACAUUCCAACCAAGAGUAUUAUUAUGUUCAUACGGCUACAAGAUUUGAUUUGUUAUUAUUUUACACGACUUUUUUUUUUUAAGUCUUUGCUCACUUGUGCUAUGGACCGGAGCGUCAUAAAGGUUUAACUAAAUAUCUGAGCAAUAGCCAGCCUUUCUUGUGUGUUGCUGUUUGUCCUUGGUGUUUAGUGACCCUGCACACUCAAUUAUCUAUUGUUAUAUAUUGUACCCCAAUCUCCUUUACUUAACAUUCAAGGCCUCUGGAGGUCUCUUCGUUUCGUACUUACAUUUGUCGCUAGAUGUCUCCGAGCAUCGUUGACCAUUACAGAUACACGUAUCUGGCCAGGAGCUGUACGGUGUUGGAGGGGGAAACCGCCGAGCAUUUGCGCACGCGCUGUCUUGCCCUUUCCACCUUCCCCUACACAUCUUACUGCGACGUAGCUCCGGCUCGGAUAUAUUUUGCGACAAUUAAUUUUUUGUAUUUAUUUUGUUAAAUUAUUGAUGUACAGUAAUUUAUUUGUAUUUAUUGAGUUAUGCAUGGCACGUAAUGCAAGGUUUGGCUGCACUAUCACGAAGGUAGCAGAAUAUCUAUUAGCAGUGUUGCUAGGCGUGUGAUUGCUUUUGGAUUGACCAAUAUCUCGUUCUUCUCAUCUCCUGUGUUUUAGAGUAGCUCGAUAUUUUUUUUUCUAGGUUGUACAUAUAACUAACAGUGUCAGGUGAACGGGGCACUGAUUUCAUUAUCUUGACAAUUUCCAAUGACUUGCUCUGAACGGACUACAUCUCUUGCAAUAUUUUGAAGGACUAGAUCGUGAUUAUUGGGUCAAGCUAGUGAUUUGUCUAAUAGAUAUGCACAGAUUUUUACAUUUUUAUAGUGUACUUCAUUUGUAGCAAAGCAACUAUAUUAUUCUUUUCUACUUAUUACCAAAGAGCUCAAUGUUAAAUAAAAUCUGUAAAGUAAGUGUUUGAUUUAUGUUUUAUUACGAUAUUUUGUUGAACUUUGUUCUACCUUGUAGGCCUAGGCACUGGUGCCAUUUGGCGGACCAAAAGCUAAAUCCAUUCUGUUUAGCUGUUCCUUAUAAAAUUCAAUCAAGAAUUAUUGAAUAAUGGUGUUAAUUAAUUUAGCGAAUUACUAUGUUAAUGAGUGCACAAACGGUUCCUACAGUGGCAAGAACCGAAUUCACUACGAGUUCUAGUCAUUUGGACACUCAUCGGUCGUGUUAACAAUACUCGAGAAAAUAACCCGAAUUUUCGGUUCUUGCCAUGUGCAUUAAGUCUGUACUGUGCAAUAAUUCUAUUGGGUUUUUCGUGUGAAUUGUAUCUUGAUAACAUAUCAUUGUGGAAUUUUUUUUUUUUGUAUGUGUUGAGGUAAGAUGGGCGAAAACUUUCUAUUUUUGGGUUUCGUCAGUGAGACAUUGAUGUUCGUGGAACUCGGAAUUCUGCCCAAUGUGGAGUCUGUAGCAUCUUAUAGAUUGCAUCCGCUCUCGUAAAGUGCAUAUUGCAUUUUUGAGUACGUUUAGUCAUUAAGUGAUAACAUUCCUUUUAGCGACACGAAGUUAUGCAUUAAAAUAAAAAAAUAUACCAGGUACAAGUGCAGACUGUGUUUUAGGAAGAGAAUUUCUUCAACCUGAAUGAACCUAAUUAUUAUUAUUAUUAUUAUUGUUGCUAUUACAAACUCCACUCUGAAAUUUUCGGAGCAGUCAUUGUGAUCACACAUACAUUUAUAAAAUGUAAUAAGACAAAUAAUAAUGUUUAGCGACUUUUUUUGGUGGGAGAUAAUCUAUGCAAACUGCAGAUGGUUCACUUAAAUCUGAUACAUUAGUUAUGUAAGCAGCCCUCCACCCUCAUAGGUUGAACUGAUAGAACGUGCACAGUAUAAAUGAAAUUGAUAAUCGAAUAAGGUGAAUACCGUAACACAAAUACAAAAUAAUCUCACCGUAGCCAUCGACUUCCGUUACGACACGCGUAGUUCCGGAAGUCAGUGGCCAGGGUGCGUUGUGUCUGUGACCUUGAAUAUUUCGGAAGAAGCAAGUAUGCAAGUAUAUCAACUUCCGCUGCCCUCAGAUGAACAGAACACGAUGCAAUCAAUAAUUUUGUGUAUAAUAUCACUUUACAGAUAAUAAAAAGAUGGGAGUGUGGGUUGAAUACUGAUCACUUGCUGAAACUAGGCACUGUACCACUCUGCUGUCUGCGUCUCGCAUCACACUUGUAAAAUACAUUUCAUUGUGACAGUGAAUAGAACCAUAGCGUUAAUGAA
Molecule: messenger RNA, 6163 nt
Organism: Zootermopsis nevadensis
Lineage: Eukaryota; Metazoa; Arthropoda; Insecta; Blattodea; Termopsidae
Gene: onecut
Product: homeobox protein onecut
Biological process (GO): regulation of transcription by RNA polymerase II
Cellular component (GO): nucleus
Molecular function (GO): RNA polymerase II cis-regulatory region sequence-specific DNA binding; DNA-binding transcription factor activity, RNA polymerase II-specific
Source: RefSeq, a predicted model, not a curated record